Messenger RNA from Dictyostelium discoideum AX4, 1035 nucleotides. RefSeq lists its product as hypothetical. The transcript has a single exon. The record is from RefSeq and is a predicted model, not a curated record. The coding region runs from base 1 to 1035 and encodes 344 amino acids. NCBI's taxonomy places the organism in Eukaryota, Evosea, Eumycetozoa, Dictyosteliales, Dictyosteliaceae.
AUGGAAAAUCAAUUUAUAUUUGAUUUUAAAAAAUUUUUAAAUGCAAUUCAAGCAAAACCAAUUAGAAUCUUUAUUCAACUUGGUAUAAGUUUUUCAUUAAUUUUAUUUGGUGAAUAUGGAUUUUUUAAUAAUUUUAAUACAAUGCAAGUAGCUGGUUGUUCAAAACCAAAUAAUAUUAAUUCAGAAAUUAGUUUAGAUAAUUGCUUUAUUGAAAACUAUGAUGUUACAACAUGUAUAAACCAAAUUUAUGAUACUGGUUCAAAUUAUUCAUUAUCAUUUACAUUGGGUACAAUAGGAUUAAAGGAUGAUAGAUAUAGUUCAUUUUUAAUUGCAAUUUCAAUAAUUUUCUUUUUAUUAGUUCAAGGUUUCUUUCAAGUUGCUCAUUAUUUACAAUUUCAAAAAAGAAAAAGAAUUCAAGAUAUUUUAGCAGGGUCAUUAAUAUUUUUGGAUGGUAAGAAAACUCAUGAAAAAAGGUUAACUUUUUAUUUCCUAAUUGGUGGAAUUUGUUAUAUAAUUACAAAAAUCAAUUGGAUAAUUUAUAGAACUGAUCAUUAUAAUGAAAUCCAAUGUUCUGGUAGUAUGUAUAGAAUUCAAUUUCAAGGUACUCUAUCAGCUGAAGUUGGUACAUUGGCAAUGAGUUCUUUUCCAUACCUUAUAUUUCCAUUAAUUUAUGUUGGUGGUUGGAUCAAUUAUUUAUCAGAUUUAGAUCUUAAAAGAAUGACUGAUCAUCUCUCAAAUGAAAGUUUAAAAGAAAUUAAAAAUAUUACAGUUUUUGAUUUUAAAAAAUAUAAUAAACUUAUUGACUCUUCAAUUCGUAGAAAAUAUCCAAAUAAUUCAAAAUUAAAUAUAUUCUUUCGUACAAAUACAUUUAGUUUUUGGACAACUUCAACUAAAGAAAUCAUUGAAAUCUUAUUAGAUCAUAAACAAAUAUCUCCAAAUGAUUUUGAACCAAUAUUAAAAUUUAAUGAUUCAACAAAAUUAACUUUUAUUACUAGUAAUGAUGAUCAACAAAUUAAAGAAAAAUUAUUAGAAUAA